GGUGUCCCUCCGCCACCUCCCCGCUGUCACUGCCGCUCCGCACAGCCACCAUGGCGAGCGGCGGGACACGCGUGUGCGCUGCCGGGGCUGCGCGCCUGCCGCUGCCGCUCUACAUGCUGCCGCUGCUGCUGCUGCUGCUUCUGGGCGCCGCUACCGCGCCGCGCUGCGCGGAGCCCUGCAGCCCCCCGCGCUCCGCCGGAGUGCUGACCCGCGGGGCGCGCAGCCCGCCAGAGCCGCGGCUGGGCGGCGGGGCGGCGGCGGCGGGGGACAGCCACUCCAGGAGAGCAUCCUCGGCGGCGGGCCGGGAGCAGGUCUCCCUCAUCAGCACCUCCUUCGUGCUGAAAGGGGACGCGUCUCACAACCAGGCGAUGGUGCACUGGACGGGCGAGAACAGCAGCGUGAUCCUGAUCCUUACCAAGUAUUACCAUACUGACAUGGGGAAAGUGCUGGAGAGCUCUUUGUGGAGGUCUUCAGAUUUUGGGACAUUAUACACAAAGUUGAAUCUACAGCCUGGGAUUGCCACUGUUAUUGACAAUUUCUACAUUUGCCCCACCAACAAAAAAAAGAUAAUUCUUGUAAGUUCUUCCCAUAAUGACCGUGACCAAAGCCUUUUCAUAAGCACAGAUGAAGGAGCAACUUUCCAGAAGCAACCCAUUACUUUCUUUGUGGAAACUCUCCUUUUUCACCCGAAAGAAGAAGAUAAAGUACUUGCUUACACCAAGGAUGGCAAGGUUUAUGUAUCCAUUGACUUGGGGAAAAAAUGGAUCCUUCUGCAGGAACGAGUUUCAAAAGAUCAUAUUUUUUGGGCUGUUGCUGGAGUUGACGGAGACCCUGAUUUAGUUCAUAUGGAAAUCCAGGACCCCAGUGGAGGUUAUCGCUACAUCACUUGCCAGAUUCAGAAUUGCUCUGAUAAGACAAUGACAGUCCAGUUUGCUGGUGGCACUGAUCGGGAUUCCCUGACUGUGCAGGAUGACUACAUAUUUCUUCAGACAACAUCAGCAAAUCGGACCAAGUAUUAUGUCUCUUACCGUCGAAAUGGCUUUGUACAGAUGAAGUUGCCAAAAUAUGCCUUGCCAAAAGAUUUACAGAUAAUCAGUACGGAUGAAAACCAGGUGUUUGUGGCUGUUCAGGAAUGGUACCAGACAGACACAUACAAUCUGUACCAGUCUGACCCGCAAGGUGUUUACUACUCUAUCCUGCUGGAGAACGUCCGGAGCACAAAGCAGCCAGAAGAGAAUGUCCUGAUAGAUAUUCUGGAGGUCAGAGGUGUAAAAGGAGUCUUUUUGGCCAACCAGAAAAUUGAUGGGAAAGUUACAACUCUGAUAACCUACAACAAAGGCCGUGACUGGGAUUUUCUAAACCCUCCAGACAUCGAUAUGAAUGGCAAACCAACAAACUGCAAACCCCCUGAUUGCUACCUUCAUCUCCAUCUUCGCUGGGCAGACAAUCCCUAUGUGUCAGGAACAGUCCACACGAAGGACACUGCACCGGGGCUCAUAAUGGGGGCAGGUAACCUGGGCUCCCAGCUGGUUGAGUAUAAAGAAGAAAUGUACAUAACAUCUGACUGUGGGAACACGUGGCGUCAGGUCUUUGAAGAAGAGCACCACAUCUUGUACCUGGACCAUGGUGGAGUUAUUGUGGCCAUCAAAGACACCUCUAUCCCUCUGAAAAUACUCAAGUUCAGCAUAGAUGAAGGCCAGACUUGGAGUACACAUAACUUUACUAGCACGUCAGUCUUUGUAGAUGGAUUACUUAGUGAACCUGGAGAUGAGACGCUGGUCAUGACAGUCUUUGGACAUAUAAGCUACCGUUCAGACUGGGAACUGGUAAAGGUGGACUUCAGACCAUCCUUCCCCAGAGAGUGUACUGAUGAUGAUUAUGAGUCUUGGGACCUCAAAAAUCUACAGGGUGAUCGUUGCAUCAUGGGCCAGCAGAGGAGCUUUCGAAAGAGGAAGAUUACAUCAUGGUGCAUUAAAGGGAGAAGUUUCACAUCAGCUCUCACAUCCAAAGUUUGUGAAUGUGUGAACUCUGAUUUCUUAUGUGAUUAUGGGUUUGAGCGCUCUGCACCUCUGAAGUCAGAGUCCAGCAAAUGCUUUGCUGACUUCUGGUUUAACCCAGAAGCACCUCCAGAAGACUGUGUGCUGGGGCAGGCAUACACCAGCAGCACUGGGUACAGGAAAGUUAUUUCUAAUGUGUGUGAAGGUGGCGUAGACCUGCAGCAGAAUUUAGCGCAGCAUAUGUGUCCAUUGAUUGCUCCCAAAGGACUUCAGAUCAGCAUCAGAGAAGAAAGCCUGGCCAUUAAGCCUGGGGAAGACAUCACCUUCAUUGUCAGACAAGAGCAGGGUGAUGUAUUGAAUACCAAAUACCAGGUAGAUCUUGGAGAUGGCUUUAAGGCAUUAUAUGUGAACCUUACGAUGACUGGAGAACCCAUCCGUCACCACUAUGAGAAUCCUGGGAUUUACCGUGUCUCAGUGAAGGCUGAGAAUGUGGCUGGGCACGAUGAGGCUGUGGUGUUCGUCCAAGUCAACUCUCCACUGCAGGCUUUAAAUUUAGAAGUGAUUCCAGUCGUUGGGAGAAACCAGGAGGUGAACCUGACAGCCAUCAUACUGCCUAAGAACCCUAAUUUGACAGUCUUCUACUGGUGGAUAGGAAACAAUCUACAGCCACUCCUUACAUUGGAGAGUUUUCUGGUGACGAAGUUUACUGAGACAGGUGACAUCAGAGUUACAGUGCAAGCUUCUUGUGGGAGCUCCAUGCUUCAGGACUCAAAAGUUGUCCAUGUUUUUGAUAAUUUUCAUGUUCUUCCUCUGAAGUUUACUAAGAACCUGGACAUGUACAACCCUGACAUACCGGAGUGGAGGGAAGACAUAGGGAGGGUAGUAACACGACUUCUUGCAAAGGAAACAAAUAUACCCAAAGAAACACUCUUGACAGUUGUGAAACCUGGUCUGCCCACAGCUGCUGACUUGCAUGUGCUACUACCAGCAAACCAACCAAAAAGGAAGAGAAGUGUGACUAGUGAUAAGAGAAUAGCGGCUAUAAAGCAGGCCUUGAAUGCACACAACAUCAGUUUCUUUCUGAGGGGAGGAUACUGGGUCUUAGUGACUUUAGCUGACUCCAGUUCAGACUCUCAGAGGAUUGGAGGAGGCAGUGGCUACUGGGCUAUUGUGAUUCUCUUUGUUAUCUGUCUAGUUGCAGUUGGGGCUUUCAUCCUCUACAAGUUCAAAAGGAAACUGCCAGGCAGAAAUGUCUACGCCCAGAUGCACAACGAAAAAGAGCAGGAAAUGACAAGCCCUGUUAAUCAUAGUGAGGACACCCAGAACAUCAUCCAGGGUGAGGAGUUUAUUGAUGAUGAUCUGGACUCUCAAACACUAGGUAACGCAAGAGUGACUCCUUCUGGGAGAAGUGGCAACUUGAACAGCUACAGAGUUCCCUUAUUGCUGAUGCCGGUCAGUGUCCAGUCCCAGGCAAUCACUCAGGCGUGGUUUUGAGCAUCAACUCCAGAGAGAUGCACAGUUACCUGGUUAGCUGAUAUUUACAGCUGAACACAAAAAUCAAAAGACUCUUCUCUGUAUUGUUUUAUUUUUCCCUGGUGAUGUCACAAAAUUGCAAAUAUGGCUGUAAAUGCUGGUGGAAAGGAGGUUUCUUAUCAGUCUGGAAAAAAAGUUCAUCGUCAGUUGCCAAGGGAGAAGGAUAAUACGUCUUGUGUUCACUCUAUGGCCUGGAAACUCGUUACAAUUGGAACUCAAAAUACGGUAGCAAACUUGUAGCCCUAGGCACCUUCAAUGCCACCUUAUUUCUUUUCUGUGUAUGCUUUAGUUCUUUAUGUUUAUUUUUAGGAUUGACUGUAAUUUUCUAAUUAUGUUUUUAAUUGACUUAUUCAGCUGAAGGGUUGAGACUUUUCAGCCUAAAAAGGUGAUUUUUACACAAGUGACUAGACCAGAACAGAUGGUUGGUUGAUCACAAUGAUGGUUUUUUAGGAGGCCAAGUGUUUCUGUACUGGGAGAGAACCGGGUGAGGAGACAAACGCACUCCUAGUUGAUACAAGCUCUUAACUUGAAUGUGUCAGACAAUCUAAUGAAUUUAGGCUUAGGCCCUUCUGUGGAUUAAAGGAAGUAAAGUGUUAGUUAUCUCAUAAUAUAGGAUAAUGCUCUUCUAAGUAUAGGAAGUCCUGACAAACCAUCAGCACCAGUAUCUCCCCCAGUCCCACCCCAUGUGAAAGAAAAACACCAGCUUGAUGCUAUUUCCAGACCAGGUGCCUUCACUUGCAGACAGUCACUUCAGUUGCUCUCGUCUCCCGAGCGAGCACCUCUAGGACGAUGGCAGCUGCCGGAUGAGUUACCCUGUAAAACCUCCUGCUGGUGGCCUGUCUCUUUUUACAUUCCCAGAGAGUGUAAAUACCUCUUUUAAGGCGCUUUCUUUGUAUGGUUAUUUUUUAAAGAUUUCCUGUAGGGGUAGAGAUGCUGGGUUGGUCAGAGCUCUCCUCCAGGCAGGAUUGGGUAGCGCACUGCCAUCCUCUUCCCACCCGCAUCCUUCUGUGGGAUUUUCCCUGGCUGUUUUCCCUUGCAGGCAGGGGUGGGCAAACUCUGAGCUGAUGUUUUCCGCUUGAGUUGGUUUGGCAAUCUGGAAGGACAUGGGGAGGAUAGGCUGAUUUAGGGAUUCAUAUUUCCUUCCCAUCACCACAGGGUGUCACUCAGUCCAUACCACUGCUGGCUCUGAUUUCUGCAGGGAGGGCAGUGGGGCUUCUGAAGGAGCUGCCUACAGAAAGGCUUGUGUGUCAGGUCAGAGUUUCCUAAUCCCAAUUUUGUGAGUUGGACCAGGCUUUCCUAGUACAAACCUCUGCACCCCUAGGGAAUGGCAAUGCAGUGAAUCUACACCCUGCUGGUUUUUUCCCUGUGGUUUGUAGAGAGAAACAGACUAUGGUGUGAUGAGUUCAAACAUCUGGUGUCCUAUGUGUCACAGAUACCUGGGAUUAGGAUCUUUCUCUCAAAAACCUAUAUAAUCUCUUCACUUUUUGCCUUCGAUAGAGAAUAAAUAGCUCUUAACUUCCUGAAUGUCGUACUGAUGCUAGUGACAGGCUCGCACACCACCUUACUUAGGAGGAUACAGAUAGGUAACUACAUCUUUCUGAACAAACAAACAGAAAAUAACAAAUGCUAGUAAAACAGAAAAGAACUGUCUUAAAAUUAGCAUAUGCACUGGAGUCACUCUUUUGCGUAACUGUGAGUAUCCUGGAGCAUAUUGUCAUCAAAUUCAACGGACUGGGAUGUAAUAAUUCAGUGUAGUACUGUAGGCUCUCACAAACCCCACAGGAUGUAUGUGUAAAGCACAAGAAAAUCUAGAUUAUAAACUUACUGUAAGGAACUACUGGAAAAGUGUAAGUGAUGAUUCUGAAAAGCGCUUGUAAACUGCUCAGGAAAAUAGUUUCUAAAAUUUCUGCCUAUUUAGUUGUAGAGUGCCAUGCAAACUGACUUAUGGAGAAGCAGUGCUCUGGCUGAGUGUUGCAUGCCAGGCUGUGUAGAAAUCCAAGGUGUUACAUGUAUCUGAGUUUCCUGAAAAGAAGUGCAAAUGCAAAAUGUGCUGUGCAUCGGAAACUCUCGCGAUCAUUGCACCAGAGGCUUUCCUCCUCACCAGCUCUUUAUACUUUUUCUGGUGGAAAUGAGCUAGAGCAGAGAACAGUCGUAUUGCAAACAACUAGCUUGUUCCUGUGAAAUAAAUCUGAAGUGAGAUAUUUGUGUAGGGCAGGUGAGUGGCAGAUUAGCCUCAUGGAUAAGGGAUGGAAGUUCUAGCUUGGGGUUGUUCUCCCACUCUUUGUCUCGCUGGCAAAGGACACUGUUGGAACUAGGUCACACAUCUAGUUUAUGCUUUAACAGCUACUUUAAUACAUCUAAUACAGGGUGAUUUGUGUCUCUGUUAAUAGGAGUCUUUUGGAACACGGCUGAAUAUUUAGCUGCUUGGUACUCUAAUUAACACUUAUCACAAUAUAGUGCCUGUAAUAAUGUUUUUCAAUGCUUAUUAAUUUGAUUCAUGCAGCACUCCUGUGAGGUUGGUUUGUCAUGUCUUAAAACCACUGUUUUCUAAAGAGAUGUCAGUAUUGCCAUAACUGUGUUAACAAUAUCCAGCAGAUAAUAAAGGAAGCCUUUUAUUCUCUGGCAAGAAUUACUUUAAAAUGCAUUGUUGUAAAGCUGAGAAAAUACCAUUAUAGUUUUCCUACUCAUGGUGUCUUGGUUUAUCUUUAAAUGAAAAGUCCUACUAGUGCUAGGUUUCGGAUCUCUUGAACUGAAUCCAUGUCAUCUUAGUAAAUGCUAAUAAUCCAGAUACAUGUAUAUACAGAAACAUGGAAUUGUUUCUAUGCACAAAUGCUAGUCAUACAUGCAUGCACACACAGAGUACUUGUACAAAUUCCAGUUAAAUUUAUUAGUGAAGAAGAGUGAUUUGAUGUCUAAGAAACAGAAGAUGGCUGUGGGGUACCUGGAUUUUGUACCCAGACUUUGGACAAGUUACUUAACCUGUAUGUGCCUCAGUUUCCCCACCUGUAAAAUGGGGCUUAUAGUAAUUACCUACCUCACAGGGGUAUUGUGAGGCUAAAUUAAUUACUGUUUGUUCAGGUUUGCCAGAGUAAAAGAAUUUUGUGAGCAUAAAUUAUUAAUAGUUUUACUUUCUUUGUUUUACUUGUAAUUACGGCUGUUAUUAAAGGUAGUCUACUGAAACCAGCUGCAAUUUUGUAUAAAUGUAAAAAAUGCAUAAUCAAAAAAAGGUACAUCACUCAAAAAAAGAGGUAAUUUUAUUUAAAAACUGUUAUUGGAACAUAUUGUUAUGUGGUAGCAUUGCAACAUUGGCUGUGAUUUUGCUGUUACGCACUAGUAUCUUACUUUUCUGCAGUGUUAUUUGGUCAAAAGCCUUAUAAUGAUGUACUGUGAGACUUAACACUGAUGUUGAACUGUAGUGAAACCAACAAAACUGGCAGUGUAUUGGCCUCAUUUACAUCUUCUGGCCUUAAACUCUGAUGUAUUUGUAAUUUCAAAAACACACUGUACUUUCCAGAGUGCUCCAAGCAGUACUGAUUCACAUCAUUCUAAUAGAGCCAUCAAUAUUUACAGCUGUUAUCUUUGCUUUCCCUUUUGACAUUAAAUGUUUUAGGCAGUUUUGGAUUGGUCCAUCCACAUAAAGUGCUCAGAAGUGCUUGGAAGACAUUUAGGAGAAAUCCAUACAUAGUGUAAAGUAAUUUCUCAAAAAUAAAAAUGAUAUAAACCAAUGUAUGUUUUAUACCCCAUAGAAGAGGGUGGUGAAAAUAACUGUGAAGGAAUAGAAGGUACCAGUCUGAGGCAAGAUGUUAUCUCUAAUUCGCAUCCAAUUUCUUUGAACUGUUUUAGGAUAUUCUCAUUGAAUUAAAUCCUUCUUGAUGAGUUCUCUGCUUUCAAUGACCACAUAAAGAGAAGUAAAGUGUUUAUUCAUAUAAAGUAGACAACUUGUUAAAUUGCUGUGCUCUAGACAGACAGACAAGUCAGUGCUUUGCUGUUAGUAGUUCCUAGUGUGAAGCAGAUUUCAUCUGUCAAGAUUAUGGUGGUUAGCUGUGGUUUAGGUCCAAUGAGACAUCCCUUUAGUGGGAAUACUCUGCUACUGUAUGCUGUCUCUUUAAUAGAGGUCAGUAGCAUGGAACUGCCAUGGUUUCCAUCCUCCUUCCACAAAUAAACACUCCAAGAAAUGUGUGUGUGUAGGUUGUUAUUCUUAAGAAAUUAAGUAGAUACAUUUGUUUGCAGUAACUUUUUGAUGAUGAACCGGUGGUUCUGAUAAGCGUUGAAUUUCUAGUGUUAUUUCAAGUCAAAUUCAAUGUUGCUGAGUUGAUAGAAUCGAUGACAAUUUCAGUCAUGGAUUUUUCCUAUGUUUCCUAUAAAACAAUGUUCUGUAAUUUGUCAUUAAUGAGACUUUGUGGGGAAAAGGAGACUAAAAUUUUUAUUUCAUUGCACAGUCCCUGACAGUCAGAGUUGUUAUUGUAUAUUGAUUGAGACCGCUGUAUUGUUUCCAUCUUCAUUUUUAUUUCAGAGUUUUAGAUGUGCACAUUUCUGUCAAAAUACUGGCUUUCCACUGGGAAGAAUUUAUAAGCAUUUAACUUUAUAAAUAUUGAUUUUGAGAUGCAAAAUUUUGUUGUGUUUUCUAAGUCCAUCCAAAAAGCUGCUUCCUGGCUCCUUUUCUCUGUUCUAGUCCCAGUUGCACAUUGCUUCUACAAUUUUCUUUAUGAGACUGGCAUACAGCCUAAUCUUAUUAGUGUAAGAAAGUCUAACUUCCAUUAAAAUAGCAUUUAAUUGCCUAGAAGUAGAUACAGGAUCUGCUUAGACCAUUUUCCUAAUGUUAAGUCUGUAUUUUCAUGUUCCUUAUUUCCUUUCAGUAUUAGCCCUCUGAACGCCAUUAAACGUGCGUUUAUUCCUGUCAUGGAUAUAUGUGUAACGUUUUUCACUUAUUUUCAGACUAUAAUCAUCAAAACCAAUUUUGAAAUAAGUCAGACCCCCAGUUAGCUUUUGCAGUUAAAGUCUCACCCGCAGUCUUUGGGAAAUGUCAAGCUGGGCACUCUUAAUUUUUUAAUCUUCUAAAAUCUUCUAAGAUCUUUAAUCUUUCAAGUAUGUUGCGUAGAGAAUUAUACAUACUAUCAGGGAAAUAAGGCCUGUAAUGGUGCUUCAGGAUGGUGUGAAGGCUAAAGAAGUGCAUUCCUCUGUGCAUUUUUUUUUCCCUGAAAUUGAUGCAUAUAGCAAGUUAGUUUCAUUAUUUUUAAUAUGCAAGAUCUCAUUUCUAUAAGUCUUCAGUCUCAGCCUUUUUCCUCCUGUUAAAUGGAGUAGCAAAUUAUAUGAAUAUGAAUUGUGGAGCCAUGUAUGACCAAGUGAGGGAUUUUCAUUCUUUUCAUCUCUUUCUUUUUCUUUUUUUUUUUUUUUUAAUUUUUUCCUUAUGUGAAGCAGCUAGUUUGUGUGCUGGUAGCUGAGAUCAUCUUCUGGAAGACAGUAUAUAAGACAAGAAACACUGGAGGGCUUAGAAAUACAUACUCUGUAGAGCAGCGAUAUAGCUAUAUGAACAAAAUCCUUAUCAAAGAGCUAUUAUGGUUUGUAUUAAAAUACUUUUUUAAAUACUAUCUCUAAAAAUACAGGUUCUUAUUUACAUACUCUUUGUCUCUCUCCUUGAAGAUUGAUUUUCUUUUAGGAGCGACAUUUACCAGUUCUGAAAAUAGUGGAUCCUUAACCUUACACAAGUAAUUCUGUUUAAAAUUAUUUCCUUGCAACACUUGAAAUCAUUACACAAACUUGAGCUGUAUUGAUUGGACUUAGUUUCUGAGGUUCUGUAGAAUUUGCAUCUUUAUGCUGAUUUGUUGCAAUACAGUGGACAUACAGCCCUAUUGGGCUGCAGUAAUACAAACAGCAGCACAUGGCACUAUGUACAUAAUAUGCCUUUGUUGUCAGGUGUUCCAAACAACUUUCUUAGCAUGUCUUGUAUUUCUAUGUUAUUUGUUGCUAGUUUUAGCCAGCUUUCGAUACAUGUAUUUAGUUCUUACUGACAGUGGCUGCUCUUGUAGACAAAAGGGCAAGAAUUGGCUUAUUCUUAAAAAAAAAAAAAGUAUUAAUUCACACGAUUUGCUUAUUAAUUAAAACAGUUUAAAAAGGAAAUCUUUCUGAAAGGUGAAAGAGAUGUUUUUUAAUGAGAACAGCUCAUAGGAAAAUGGCAAACUUGUAUCCACAUGGUUUUUGGACAUUCUGGUUAUGGAUUAUGAAUAGACAGGACUGUGCAGAAGUGUGCACCCUGAACAUCAGUAACAUGCACAUAAGCAGUUUGCAAAUGAUAAAAAUAGUCCAAAGGAGCAUAUUUUAAUAUACCACUUUUAUGUCCCAGAUUCACCAAAGGGCAUUUAAAUAGUUGAGAUUAUAGACUAUCAUCACAAAUAUAGGAAGAUGCCCAAUUCACUAGCUCUGUUUCCUUGUAAAUACACUCCUCUUUGGGGUUAAUCUUUUGAGAUGCUGAGCUCUUCAGAGAAGUGACCUUCAUUGCUCAAUGCUUACAGCAUUUUGCUAAGUAAUUGGAGACUCUGUAUAGAAAAAAAGUCUGAAUUUCCAUUCUCUUCUGUUUUUUCUUGUUUCUCUCCCUCCCCCUUUUUUGUCCUUUUGUUCUUUUUCAUUGUUGCAGCUGUUUGUUGCUUUGCCUUGCCUUCCGCCUCCUCCUCCUGACAGUUCUACACAGUACACUUUUUUCCUCCUUGCUUUUUGUUUUGCUUUAUGUUCUGUUUCUGUGUUUUUAUUUGGAUAUGCACCCUGCUGUAUCCAAAGUGGUAACAAGCAGAAUCACAGUCUCCUCCCCAUCCUGUUUCUUCUCUGAGCUCCACUGUAUUAUUCGAGUUGAUGUAGUUCCCUGUGCUUUGUCUCCCUGCAGUCCACCCUUCCUGUUUCUUUCCCACUUUUGGUUCUUCUCAUCUUUAACUUUUAAUUUUGGCUCUCAUUUUCUCUAAAUCUUUCUGCAACUCUUCUGGUUUGCCUUUCCAGGACUUCUCUCAGCUGAUUGUCCCAGAGAGCACACAGUUCUAGUCUGUGAUGAGAAUGAGUGUUGUACUGCCAGAAAGAAUACAUAACUAGCAUUCCUCUUUCAUCCAUGUAUAUAUUGAGCUUGCUAUCAGUCUGUUGUGGAAAAUGCACAUUUAAUUGACAGAAUGCUAUAGACAUUAUCUCCCAAACGCCUCUUUCUGCCUCGUUUUGGGUUAUGGGGGUGAGGUAUGGUAUUUGCAUGUGUUUCGUGGAGCACAGCAAGGGCCAGGAGGUACAGAGCUGCAGCAAGGCUGGGCAGAUACUCUUUGGCAGACGAUUGGGCUGCAUUUCUAUAUGGGAAAUACGAGGCCAAAGCUAGCAAAUAGCUUAUUAGAUAAGUUGUUACAACCUGAAGCUGAAGAAAAGGUGAGGUAAAGAGUUUCCAUUGCUAAUAAAGGAGGAGGACCAGGGAUCAUUCCUCUUGGGAGCAAUUUGACUUGUCAGGUGUGUAGGACAGGUCUGUCUGUAUACAACUUUCCUAGAGGCAGAGGCAAAUGGCUUGCUUUCAAGUUCCAUAAACUACAAGUUUAAGCAAAGUCACCAGGUAGGUUUGGCAGAAUCAUCUUGCUAGAAGAGCUUGGAGAAGUUCAUGGAAAUAAGAUAAUUGAAAAGCUCAGCGGUAUCUUUGAAGGGUAGAACCUGUGUUGGAGAGGGAGUGUGUAUGAGAGAGAUGUAGGAGGGAGGGAAGCAAAAGAUUGAACAGGGAAAGGGAAAGCUGUGAGAAAGUCAGUGUUACCAUUGUGUAUGAUUCUGCCAUGAGUUGUUGAUUUUGUUUUGCUUAAACCUUGGAGCUUGCUUUAAUUCAUGAUGGCAACUAUUUUAAUUUUGUUGGUUGCAUAUAGAGACUUUAAACCAUGAGUCUAAACUGAUGCAGGAGCAGGAACACAUGAAAUUAUCAGCGUUUCUGUCUCUGAUUUAAGAGGGGUCUGACUUGCAGCAACAUCCCACUUGAGGUGCAUGGAAAAGAGGUUGCUUCCCAGGAGCCAGGAUGCAUGUAUGUGCACUCCAGAGGUAACUCCAGUGUAGGUUUACUUCUAAGAUGAUUGUAGGGCAUUUGCUAAUUGUUUUUCCCUUAGCACAGCACUGAGCUAGGAGGCAAGAGAGAAGAAUUAUUUUAUACGGUCUGAGUCUUAGAUUUAUACUGCUUAAACGUAAUUUGCUAGAAUCCCUCUGUGAGCUGUAAUUUUGCAAUGUUUAGAGAGAAUGAAUGGAGUUGGUACGGUAUUCCUGAGGGUAAACACCAGCCACUGGAGUUCACUGCACAUGUGACUAGAAAUUUUAAUUUUAGGAACAGAGUUCCUCCAUUUCACAUACACACGAGGCAUUUGAGUACAGUUCUCUCUGUUUAUUUGUCGCUGACAAGCAGUGAUAUAUUUUCUCAUGGGUGUAAGUCAUGGGCUGCUCUUACUGCAGUGCAGAAGGCUCUGGAGGAAAAACGUAAUCAAAUGGAGAAGUAUACUUGAAUUCUCUGCUCUUAAUCCCAGUUUCUUCUGAGUUGCUUUUCUCUGACUGUGGUUCUACCAGUUGGGUUGAUGUCAAAAGGGCAUUAAUUCAUUUUUAUCCUCUUCUGUGUGGCUGAGAAAAAGAUACAAGAAAAAAAUUGCAAAGGAAUAGCAGAUUGGAAGAUGUGGGGAACUUGAUCAGCUGGCAGGGCACUGUGGGAAGCUUCCACUUUGGUUCUUUACUUGGCAGUUGUAUUUAUAAAUAUGUACAGCUACUGUGAUUUACCUUUCCAUUAACUAUAGAUAGGCUUCUUUGCAAAAGGGAGGUGGUUCUAAAGGGUAUCACCCUAGUAUAUUGCAAGUGUGGUUUUAGGAGACAUAAACUAAUGUCUGUCUUCACCUACAUGAAAUUAUCAUAGCAUCAUUGCUCUGUAUUUAUGAAGUUGCACUAGGAAUAUCAGUUUAUCCUGGAUUAAGUAUUGGAGGAAGAUUUGGGAAGAUAAUGAGAGUUAGAGUGGGAGAAUUUACCAUUUUAAGAGCAAAGGAUAUUGGCAUAUUUACAGUGCAUCUGUGCCUGUUUCAGCACAGGUGGGUCUAAAACUCUCAUUUCAGACUCAGACAGAGAAAUCAUAUAGAUUUUUCUGGCAUUAACCAUGAGAACAAAAGGAGAAAAACCUUGUAAUUAAACUAAGCCCAAAUCAUAUUUUUGGCUAAUUAGAGCUACAGCUCUUGGUAAAAAUGUGAAAGCUAAUAAAGUAAGAAUUAGACUUGACAUACUUCUUGUGAAGAUUCACAAAGUAUUUCUUGCUUCCUUGUUGUUCAUGAGGAGCUUUACUUAUUUCUUUACUUAUUUGGUAUUGCAGGGCUAAAUUCUACCCUAAAUUAUGACCAUGCAGUUCCACAGACUUUGUUGGUUCAGCUUUGUGUUAUGGCAGAAAGGUGCUCACCCACAGUGAAUUUGAGAUGCAGCUGCAGGCUAAAGUCAGUCCUCAUCUUGCUGCAUCUGUACUCACACAGGUGACCAGCUGGUUUUCACCUGUAUUCCCAUGGUUAGCAUAAGAGUACUUUGGAUAGGUGUUAGCUAAUUACAACCAAUGUAUAACUUAGUUUUUUAAAUGCUUUUGACUGCUUUUCCAGAAUAUCAUCAGUAAAUGCUUAACACUCUGUUUCUAACCGUAUUUCUGACAAAGAGGCCCUUCAAAUCCUUGUAAAGGCUCUUAGUAGUCAUCAGUAUGCUAUAGUCCAUCCCUUCAACACACGUGACUACACAGUCCUCUCCUUCUGCCUUUGCACGUUCUAGUGUUUAUGAAAACAGAACAUGCCUUUACCUAAUUUUGUUUCAGGAGACCUUGACUUUGAGCAGGCUUCUUUGUAUACGGUAUCAGGGCUCAAGGGAAGAAUGAAAUGAAUCCACAACUGGUCAUUGUCAUAAAUGGGGAAAAAUGCUAUUUGUAUAUUUUUGUAAAUAUGUAACAUUUAAUGGCAGUUUUGUAGUGACGUGCUGUUUUUGAGAAAAAAACAAAACAGAGCAAAUAAAACCCAAGAAAUAUAUGUUUGAAUAUGCUUAAUGUAACACUUAACUGUGAUUCAAUUGCACAAUUAAUAGCUUAAUCAAAAGUCUUGUGCAAUAUGUAGUGAACACACAUAACCAAGUAUCUGUUAGUGAUCCACAACCAAGUUUUUGGCAACUUCUAAUGAUGGUGAUGAACUGUGCAGUACAGAUUAUCACGGUCUCUUUCAGCUUCUCAACAUGUAGCAGGCAAACUACUGUAUACGUACCUGUGUACUCCACUGCAUCCAAAGGUAUGCAAUUGUCCUGAGAACCUGCACUACAGGUUUUUCUUUAAUAAAAUUUGGUUCUAAACUGUU
Molecule: messenger RNA, 13864 nt
Organism: Strigops habroptila (Kakapo)
Lineage: Eukaryota; Metazoa; Chordata; Aves; Psittaciformes; Psittacidae
Gene: SORCS2
Product: sortilin related VPS10 domain containing receptor 2
Exons: 28
Coding region: 51-3491 (1146 amino acids)
Cellular component (GO): membrane
Molecular function (GO): protein binding
Source: RefSeq, a predicted model, not a curated record